AUGUCUGUUGCCAAUCGCCUAAGAAGAGUAAGAAAGCAGCCACCAGAAGGUUGGGAUCUGAUCGAACCUACGUUAAAUGAAUUUGAAGCAAAAAUGAGGGAGGCCGAGACUGAACCCCACGAAGGGAAGCGAAAAACGGAGACCUUAUGGCCUAUAUUCAAGAUCCAUCAUCAGCGGUCUAGGUACAUCUAUGAUCUGUAUUACAAGAGGCAAGUCAUCAGUAAGGAAUUAUACGACUUUUGCCUUGAAACAAAACUAGCUGACGUUAACUUAAUAGCGAAAUGGAAGAAACAGGGCUAUGAGAACUUAUGCUGUUUAAGAUGCAUUCAAACGAAGGACACAAACUUUAGAACGAAUUGUAUUUGUCGGGUUCCAAAGAGCAAGUUGGAUGUGGGAAGAGUGAUUGAAUGCGUUCAUUGUGGGUGCAGAGGAUGCUCUGGUUAG
Molecule: messenger RNA, 444 nt
Organism: Enterobius vermicularis (human pinworm)
Lineage: Eukaryota; Metazoa; Nematoda; Chromadorea; Rhabditida; Oxyuridae
Source: the annotation of a GenBank genome assembly